Polyodon spathula (Mississippi paddlefish) is the source of this 1639-nucleotide messenger RNA. RefSeq names its product complement component C1q receptor-like. The record is from RefSeq and is a predicted model, not a curated record. The transcript has 2 exons. NCBI's taxonomy places the organism in Eukaryota, Metazoa, Chordata, Actinopteri, Acipenseriformes, Polyodontidae. Gene Ontology annotation, molecular function: calcium ion binding. The coding region runs from base 1 to 1584 and encodes 527 amino acids.
AUGGUGUAUUUGAUUCUUCUUUUGCAAGUCUUGCUUUUGGAGAUCAAUGGAGUAGAGGUUACACAGAUGGAAACUAUGUGCACUAGCAGUGCCUGCUACAUGGUACAUCUCGAGAGAGUUGAUUUUGAAAGGGAGUUUAACGGAGGAAAUUUGGCAACGGUAAAGAACAGUGAAGAGGCUUCAGAGGUGCAGUCACUCCUGUCUAGAAUCAACGCUGAGCGGUCAACUGACAACCUUCAAUUCUGGAUUGGGCUUCAUCUCAGAAAGGGAGACAAUAUGCUUGCCCUUACACCCUUGAAAGGUUUUACUUGGUUAUCUGUAGAUGAAGUCGCACAGUAUUCUAACUGGAAGGAAGAACCGAUGACCACAUGCACAGCACAGAGGUGUGUGUCUCUGCAAUAUAACCCAUCCUCUGUAAACAGUGACAACUUCAAGUGGUCUGAUAGGACAUGCUCGAAGGAUGCAGAUGGGUAUCUUUGCAAGUUUAAUUUCAAAGGAAUGUGCAAAACUAUACAUCUUGCAGGACCUGGGGAGGUUCUCUACACAACCCCCUUUGUCACCAGACCCUUAAAUUCCAAUAAUGCGCUUUUAACCCUGGUACCCCAUGGCACUUCUGCAAGUGUUGACUGUACAUAUGAAAAUGAUUUGUAUGGUAUCUGCAUCAAAAACAAGGAUGGGUCAUUUGGCUGGACGAUGUCUGGCCCAUUUUGCGACUCUCACAAGUUAGGCUGCGGCUUCAGAAAUGGGGGGUGCGAUCACAUCUGCAUUGACGGAAGUGCUGGAAGGCAUCACUGUGAAUGCAAUGAUGGAGUGUUUACACAGAGUUUCCAGUGCACAAAAGGAUAUGAAUUAGUAAAUGGGAGGUGUCAUGAUGUGGACGAGUGCAUUCAGUCUGCGUGCUCUCAGGGCUGCCUAAACUCACCCGGUUCAUUCGCCUGCUAUUGUACUGAGGGAUACACCUUAGCAGAGAAUGGACAAUUCUGUGUUGAUAUUGAUGAGUGUCAAGGCUAUAUUAACUCUUGUGAAGAGAUUUGCACAAACACUCCUGGUAGCUUUAAAUGUUCCUGCAAGGAAAAAUUCACAAUGGCAUCAGAUGAAGUCACCUGCAUUCCAGAACAAAAUCUGAACACGACAAUAGAAGCUGAAGGAACGAAUAGAUCUGUGAGCAUACCUAAUAAUAAGGAUAAUCUCACAAAGGUGACUUUAGUACCAACAUUUACUUCUGAUGGUGUUUCAAGCUCAGAAAGAAACAAAAUUCAACGAACACAUACAACAGAUCAACCCUGGCAAAUCCACACAACCGCAACUGUUAAAAACUAUCUUCCUAAUGAAGACCACCAGGACUUAUCCAGUGAGUCUGGGAAUCACGUACACCUGGUUAAUGGUGCUGACAAAUCAUUGGUGCUGGUUUCUGUGCUAGGGUUCGUUGCUAUCUUAUUACUUUUAAUUGCUGCUGGGAUCUCCUUGGUACUAUGCCGUCACAAAGUACUUAGAAAAAAUGCAAAUAAGCGAAAAACUACCAUGAACAACUACUGCUGGAUGUCAUCUGGAAAUAAAACAAAAGUCUGUUCAUUCAAAAUAUAGUACUGCACGACACUGCAAAAAACUAAAAAAAAAAAAAACUUGCAGUCAAAUAAAA